AUGGGUAAAGGAGCCCAAAAUCACGGGAUGAAAGAUAGUACAAGCCAAGCAUCAUCAACGGAUCACAGUGUUUAUGCUGCAUGGGCAAAGGAUGUGAGGGAAUGUGAAGAGAAGUAUCAGGUGAAUAGAGAACAUGGUCUAUCUGAUAGUGAAGUAGAGAAGCGGUUGAAGAUCUAUGGGAAAAACGAAUUGGAGAAGCAUGAAGGGCAGUCUAUUAUCUGGUUAAUUUUGGAUCAGUUCAAUGAUACUCUAGUUAGGAUUUUACUUGCUGCUGCUGUGAUUUCUUUUGUCCUUGCCUGGUAUGAUGGCGAUGAAGGUGGAGAGUUGGAGAUAACGGCAUUUGUUGAGCCUCUAGUUAUCUUUUUGAUUCUAAUUGUAAAUGCGAUGGUUGGUGUUUGGCAAGAAAAUAAUGCUGAAAAAGCUCUAGAGGCUCUCAAAGAAAUUCAAUCAGAACAAGCAACUGUGAUACGUAAUGGCAGAAAGAUCUCAAGCCUUCCUGCAAAGGAACUUGUUCCGGGUGAUAUUGUGGAGCUUCGGGUUGGAGAAAAAAUACCUGCUGAUAUGAGGGUCUUACAGUUAAUUAGUUCAACCCUUAGGGUUGAACAAGGUUCCUUGACUGGUGAGAGCGAAGCCGUUGGUAAGUCUGCGAAGCCUGUUCCUGAGGAGUCUGAUAUCCAGGGGAAGAAAUGUAUGGUAUUUGCUGGGACAACAGUUGUAAAUGGAAAUUGUGUCUGUUUGGUUACAGCUACCGGGAUGAAUACUGAGAUAGGAAAAGUGCAUUCUCAGAUUCAUGAUGCCUCACAGAGUGAAGAAGACACACCAUUAAAGAAGAAAUUGAAUGAAUUUGGGGAAGUUCUGACUAUGAUAAUUGGGUGCAUUUGUGCACUGGUUUGGCUUAUUAAUCUGAAGUACUUUCUCUCAUGGGAGUAUGUUGACGGCUGGCCAACGAAUUUCCAGUUUUCGUUUGAGAAGUGCACAUAUUACUUUGAAAUCGCGGUUGCAUUAGCAGUUGCUGCUAUUCCCGAAGGUUUGCCUGCUGUGAUUACUACUUGCUUGGCUCUUGGCACCCGUAAAAUGGCUCAGAAGAAUGCGCUGGUUAGGAAAUUACCUAGUGUUGAGACUCUUGGAUGUACUACAGUGAUUUGUUCUGAUAAAACUGGUACCCUGACCACUAACCAGAUGGCUGUGACUAAGCUUGUUGCUAUGGGGAAUAGAGCAAAUGCUGUUAGAUCGUUCAUCGUGGAAGGGACUACAUACAAUCCCUCAGAUGGAAAAAUACAGGACUGGCCAGCUGGGAAAAUGGAUGCUAAUCUUCAAACAAUUGAAAAGAUUGCUUCUUUGGCUAAUGAUGCUGGCAUUGAACGAUCUGAAAAAGGUUAUGUUGCGAGUGGGAUGCCCACUGAGGCGGCAUUGAAGGUUCUUGUUGAGAAAAUGGGACUUCCUGCUGAACUGGAUUCCGGUUCAUCUACAGGUUGUUCUGAAACAUGGAACAAACUUGAACGCAGGAUUGCCACCCUUGAGUUUGACCGUGACAGGAAAUCUAUGGGGGUCAUUGUGUCGGCUAGUUCUGGAAAAAAGUCCUUACUUGUAAAGGGUGCAGUUGAAAAUUUGUUGGAAAGAAGCACCUCCGUCCAGUUGGUUGAUGGUUCUUCUGUUGAACUCGAUCAAAGGGCAAAAGAACUUAUUUUAGAUAACCUUAAUGAAAUGUCGAGAGGUGCAUUGCGUGUUCUUGGUUUUGCAUACAAGGAGAAUCCCCCAGAGUUUACUACAUACAAUGGCAAUGAAGAUCAUCCUGCUCACGACCUUCUACUUAAUCCAACAAAUUACUCUUCAAUUGAGAGUAACCUUACAUUUGCGGGCAUGGUUGGGCUGCAGGAUCGACCUCGUAAAGAGGUUCGCCAAGCCAUUGAAGACUGCAGAGCAGCUGGAAUUCAAGUUAUGGUAAUAACAGGAGAUAACAAGAAUACAGCAGAAGCAAUUUGUCGUGAGAUAGGUGUAUUUGGACCAGGCGAGGACAUCAGUUCAAAAAGCAUAACAGGAAAAGAAUUCAUGGAACUUCAUGAUCCAAAAGGUCACUUAGCACAGAAAGGAGGACUCCUUUUCUCUAGGGCAGAACCACGUCACAAACAAGAAAUAGUGAGAUUGCUCAAAGAUAUGGGGGAAGUGGUUGCAAUGACUGGGGAUGGUGUGAAUGACGCACCUGCUUUGAAAUUGGCUGAUAUAGGAAUAGCAAUGGGCAUUGCCGGGACCGAGGUUGCGAAGGAAGCUUCGGAUAUGGUCUUAGCAGAUGAUAAUUUUAGCACAAUUGUGGCUGCGGUUGGAGAAGGGAGGUCUAUUUACAACAACAUGAAGGCCUUUAUCCGGUAUAUGAUCUCUUCAAAUAUUGGCGAGGUUGCAUGCAUAUUUCUUACUGCUGCUAUAGGGAUUCCAGAAGGUCUUAUUCCUGUUCAGCUUCUAUGGGUCAAUCUCGUCACAGAUGGACCACCUGCAACGGCCUUGGGUUUCAAUCCACCCGACAAGUACAUCAUGAAAAGGGCCCCUCGCAGGAGCGAUGAUUCCCUGAUUAAUGCUUGGAUUUUAGUUCGCUAUCUGGUGAUCGGAUUCUAUGUUGGAAUUGCAACGGUGGGAAUUUUCAUCAUAUGGUUCACUCGGGAUUCUUUCUGUGGUAUUGACCUCAGCCAAGAUGGCCACAGUCUUGUUUCCUACUCCCAGCUUUCAAACUGGGAUCAAUGCUAUUCUUGGCAGAAUUUUACGGUUUCGCCCUUCACAGCCGGAGAACGGGUCUUUAAAUUCGAUUCUGACCCUUGCGACUACUUCCGAAGCGGGAAAAUUAAAGCCAUGACACUCUCCCUCUCCGUACUGGUCGCGAUCGAGAUGUUCAAUUCUCUAAAUGCCCUUUCGGAAAAUGAAAGCCUGCUGACUAUGCCACCUUGGGUCAAUCCAUGGCUACUUCUGGCAAUGUCGGUAUCGUUUGGGCUUCAUUUCUUAAUCUUAUACAUUCCAUUUCUUGCACAAGUUUUCGGGAUCGUUCCUCUAAGCGUGAACGAAUGGCUGCUCGUCUUGGCCGUAGCUUUUCCUGUAAUCUUGAUUGAUGAGAUCCUCAAGCUUAUAGGCAGAUGGAACGAUGGGGCUCAAGAAAUCUCAAAGUCUUCUAAGCAUAAGGCAGAAUAA
Messenger RNA from Cynara cardunculus var. scolymus (artichoke), 3171 nucleotides. RefSeq names its product calcium-transporting ATPase 4, endoplasmic reticulum-type-like. The transcript has 8 exons. Gene Ontology annotation, cellular component: membrane. Gene Ontology annotation, biological process: calcium ion transmembrane transport; intracellular calcium ion homeostasis. Gene Ontology annotation, molecular function: ATP hydrolysis activity; P-type calcium transporter activity; ATP binding. NCBI's taxonomy places the organism in Eukaryota, Viridiplantae, Streptophyta, Magnoliopsida, Asterales, Asteraceae. The record is from RefSeq and is a predicted model, not a curated record. The coding region runs from base 1 to 3171 and encodes 1056 amino acids.